Messenger RNA from Canariomyces notabilis, 1033 nucleotides. RefSeq lists its product as uncharacterized. The coding region runs from base 339 to 935 and encodes 198 amino acids. The transcript has a single exon. Lineage: Eukaryota; Fungi; Ascomycota; Sordariomycetes; Sordariales; Chaetomiaceae. The record is from RefSeq and is a predicted model, not a curated record.
AGCCGUACUAUGUCAGAUCGAUAUUGACAGGUUGUACGUUCGUACUUGGGCAACAUCUCGUCGCAAUCAAGUCGUUUGCAGGUUACCCCAGGGUUAGGGUAUGCUACCCCUGGGGCCCGGGGAGACACCCACGGGCUACGGAUGCGCAUCAUGAACAUCGACUCCAGCGAUUCCGUCGAGGACGUCAUGAACGACGACAACGUGGGUGGGGAACUGAUCGAGGUGAAGAAUCACUCGCUAUUCUCACGCGCGCAGGUCUUUGACACGUCGUUCGGGAAGUUUGAGUGGCGCCACGGCGCAAGGGAGGAGCAAGCGGUUUGCAAGACUCUCACCUCGUCAUGGAGCGCAUCGACCGCGUCUCAUUACCCGGCGCUGGCCGCGGGCAGAGCAAGAGCGGCUCGUGCGUCGCGCAGCUCGUUCGCAACAACCAGUUUCGCACCCCCAGGACCAAAAGUACUCGGGCGGCAACAGGGGCCGCUUGCUCAUCGAUCUGCGCUUGUGGAACGGGGACAAGCACGCCAGGCUCCAGCGGGUCGAGGCGUUCGUUGUGGCGAUUUGUCAGAUUGGUGAUUCUGAAGAAAGAGGCAGAUUUUUCGUUGAUAAGCAUCUCGCCCUGGUGGUCUGAAUGUGACAGACGUGGUGAAUGGUGCGUGCAAUGGCUCAUGUUUGGCAUGAGACUGACAUGUAGAAAUUUGGCUGGGGGCCCAGAUCCGGUUUUCAGGAAAGAGCAGGCUUGCGGUACCGGGUACAGUCGGUACCAAAUGAACGUCCGCGAUAGAAGGACCAUCAGCCAACAGGACAGGAAACAUGGUGUGUUAUUGCCGCCUUGCACUAAUAUCUCAAAAGCUGAGGUGACAACAUUGCAAUCCGAUGCGAAUUACAGAGGUGAAGAGCUGCUGCGGUGCUCAUUCCUGUUCAACUCUCCUAGGACCUAAAGUUACAACAAGCUUGUCCCUUAAAACCGACGACAUGCCCCGCAGCAGGCACUAGGUACCAACUUUAUGUAAGACCUAGGUAUGUACCCACAGUAAGU